CCGAGCGGGGUCACGGCCCGGCUGUCGGGAGCAAGGUUUCCGAGAGUGCGGGGCGAUCCGUGGGUCAGGGCGGCCCCCGGCCCGGCGCCAUGUCCCGGAACCUGCGCACGGCGCUUAUUUUCGGCGGCUUCGUCUCCCUGAUCGGCGCCGCCUUCUACCCCAUCUACUUCCGACCCCUGAUGAGGUUGGAGGAGUACCAGAAGGAACAAUCCAUAAAUCGGGCUGGUAUUGUUCAAGAGGAUGUGCAACCACCAGGGUUAAAAGUGUGGUCUGAUCCAUUUGGCAGGAAAUGAGAAGGCUGUCAUCAACUCCGAUUAUGAAAGUAGAUAUCUUCAGGCUGUAGAUUCUGCAUCGAGUGCGAUAAAUCACCUUACUAUAGAACAAUGACUGGAGAAGAAAACUCUGUAAUGCCAUUAAGUAAGAAUCCUUGUAAUAAAAGACUCUGCACAAGGAUUAAUAUUUCCCUUCUUAAGUAUCAAAAGAACCCUGGAACAAAUUAUGCCAUUUUGGAAGAUUUUCAUGAUUCAUUUGGCUUGCCAAAAAUGAAGGUAUCUCAUCCAGCUGUGUUUGGAGGAGAUCUGCUUAUUACUAAGUCUUUACCACUCACCCAGCUGAGCUGUGAUAGGAAUACAAGUGACUGAUGGGCUUGAGUAGAUCCAGAUCUACUUUGCCAUCUUCCAAAAUGAGAGAUUUCAGUGAAAAACCACCAUGCUGAGCUGCCUCAUAGGACUCUUUGAAAAUGUUCAAGUUGAUAAAGCUCUUUGAAGACAAGGUACUUUGUGCAGCUUAACCAUCUCUUGUUGAAGAUUGCUUCAUGUUGGAAAAUAAAUAAAUGUGAAGCAAGUUAAACUAGAUAGGUACACAUGCAUAGUGGAAAUCAAUGGUGAAUUAACAGAAGUGAAAAUAUGUAUAUUAAAUUGACUUAUUUUUACUUCGCAA
Molecule: messenger RNA, 939 nt
Organism: Cynocephalus volans (Philippine flying lemur)
Lineage: Eukaryota; Metazoa; Chordata; Mammalia; Dermoptera; Cynocephalidae
Gene: SMIM20
Product: small integral membrane protein 20
Exons: 3
Coding region: 90-293 (67 amino acids)
Biological process (GO): mitochondrial respiratory chain complex IV assembly
Cellular component (GO): mitochondrial inner membrane
Source: RefSeq, a predicted model, not a curated record